Manduca sexta (tobacco hornworm) is the source of this 5900-nucleotide messenger RNA. Its product is annotated as golgin subfamily A member 7. The transcript is spliced from 3 exons. The record is from RefSeq and is a predicted model, not a curated record. Gene Ontology annotation, cellular component: palmitoyltransferase complex. Bases 123 to 611 code for a protein of 162 amino acids. Gene Ontology annotation, biological process: peptidyl-L-cysteine S-palmitoylation; protein targeting to membrane. NCBI's taxonomy places the organism in Eukaryota, Metazoa, Arthropoda, Insecta, Lepidoptera, Sphingidae.
UGAAAUAACUCUCGAAUCGAAGACUUGUUUAUCGCUAACGAUAUGUUAAAACUAUGAUACAUUCGUAACAUACGCAUUCCCGUAGAUAUAAUUUAUGUGUGUGGAGUUACAGUGGGUGAAAAAUGGCGAACAACAGAAUACCGUCUGGGCCUAACACUCCAGGCAGCCAACAGACCCCAACACAGCAAGGCAUAAAGAUAUUUAUACAGAGGGAUUACUCUGAGGGCACGGCAGUCAAGUUUCAGACGAGAUUUCCAUCGGAACUUGAAGAUAGGAUAGAUAGACAAACAUUUGAAUAUACAAUGGAGAGACUAAAUGAACACUUUGAAAUGGCAGAGACAGCAGACUGCAGCACGUAUUGUGAAGGCUGUUUAGCAUGUUUGACUGCCUAUUUCAUUUACAUAUGUACAGAGACACAUUAUGAAAAGCACCUAAGAAAAGUAUCAAAAUUCAUAGCAACGCAGAACGAAAGAGUGUACAACCCGAGAGGAAUACACAUAACGGACCCUAUUCUACGCGGCCUGCGCGUCAUAGAGAUCACAGUGAUAGACGUUCCCAACUGUCAGAGUCCAACGGGUAACUCGACGAACAAUCAGCUGAGGCACACUUGACCACCACAAGAGAACAGGGAGUUUUUCAUGUAACGCUAUUGGUUCUGAUUUGUUUACUGUGAAAUUUGGUGCUUGCUGACAAUGCGGCCGUGCGGGACAAAUCAGAAUGUAUUAAGACUAUGAAGUUGGUGUUAGUUAAUGUUGUUGUCGGUAGGUAUGUUUGUAGUCAGGGUCACCAAUGUUCUGUUUGUGAAGCCAGAUAAUUUUGUUAGAGAACAAUAAUUAUAAUUGUAUUUAAUUAUAUUAAAAGCCAGAUACAAUGUUAGGGAACAAUUAUUGUUCUAAUUGUAUUUGUGAAAAAGUUACGUAAUAUUUUUGUGAAUGUUGCUUUAAUUACGUACAUUUUACAAUUUUUUAUCUGGCAACACUAGUGUACGGACAGUUUUUUGCCUAAACCUGACGCGUCGUUCAAUGUACAUCACUACAUAAACAUCAUAAUAUUUUCGCCUAUACCUACAUAUCGAUAAGUCCUGCGUAAAAGAAUAUAAUUGAUUUUAAAUGUCACUUUAUAAAUUAUUGGAAUAAACAAAAACAGUACGUACAAUAUCUUGUGUAUUACUUUGGAAAUGGAGGUAAAUCUUGUCAUUAGACAUUUUAUAAAUCAAGCGUGAUACAUAUUACGAAUAUUUUUUUUUUUUACACAGGAUCCAUCGAUAUAGCAUGACAAUUUAUGUAAAGAUCUCACCAAUCAACAUUCAUCUUAGUCGUUUUAUACUCCAUGUCCUUGUGUAGCGAGUGUUCAAAAGGCUUGGCUCCCCAGCUAUGCUUCAAGCACCGAAUUUCCGAGCUAGACUGUCUUCUUUUAUACAUUUCCAAUGCAUAGUUUCAUUUUAUACUUAAGUGAUUUAUUCCGUUGCAUGGCAACAUAUUUUGCGAAUCUGUUGGAGAUUGCCUAUUAACUGUAGGAAAUAAAUGUUUGAGAAACAGUAUUAAUGCUAGUCUGACCAUAGAUUGUAAACCAUUCCUUGACAUGAAUAAACUAAUAUCGACUUUUUUUACUAUAAAAAAACGAACUGCACUACACUAUUCAGUCAGAUAUAUCAGAUCAUAGAAUAUUGGCUGAUAAUAAAAAAACAAGAAUAAUCAAUAUUGAGUUAAAUAAAUACUUAUAUUAAAAUACAAAAGAUCAGUGUCAUUAAGCUAAUAAAACGGUUAAAAAAAAGGAUAAAAAAUAUUAAUUAGUAAUUGUUUCUUGUUUCUCAAAGGAUUUAUUUCUGCAUACAUCUACCUAAUAUAUUUUUACAUAAAGUUUCUUGUUCAAAUUAGAGAAAAUUCUGUAACCAAUCUAUGUGAUAAUAGGAAUUUAUCAUGUAGUCGUGUUACCCCAAUUAAGGUAAAAGAUACUAUAAUUUAAAAUCUAUAGGUGUUUCCGACAGGCUUGCGUGUAUAUAACGAGUGAAGUUGCCUCGUGUUAGUUAGUCCAUGUUAAAUUAUUACCAUUAUUGUUUUACUUUUUGCUACUUAAAAAAAUGAUUGUUAUUGAAAUGUAUAUUUUAUAUCCCACCAAUUAAUAUACUUAUUUAUUAUACAUUGCAGUGGCGAAAGCUCUAUAUAACUAUAUUCCCUUUGUGUAGAAGAUACUUAUCAUUAGAACGAUUUCCAGAGCACAUUCAUGUAUAUUAGUACAUAUAUGUUGUGUCGAGUUCCACCUUUCGCCACUUAUACACUGUCCCCCUUAUUCAUAGACGUUUGUUAUCGACGGACGGAGUAAAGCCUUGAUACCAAGUCUGUUUCUCAGCUUUGUUUUUCUGACGGCUUGCUGUUUGUUCAGCUUUGUUUAUCUGACAGUUAACUUAAAGUUGUAUCUCAAUAUUAGCCAAUCACAACGGCCUUUACGCACUGCGAAGGCUGCCAUGCCGUCAGCACUGAGAAAGAGUCUUGUCUAUGAAUAAGAGGGUGUAUGUAUACAGAGAUGCUACGAAACAUCGUUAAUUUUUUAAAUUGGUGUGAAAUAAAAUCUGCACUCAUGUAAGUGUAUCAUUUCUUUGUAAGUGAAAAGUAAAACAAUAAGUUUACUUUGUAUACUUUUUUCUGUCGACUGAAAUUUCCUUUUAAUCAGAACUCCCUGCGCCAAAACGUUCUUCCAUUGCUUAUCGAGGGUUAUACGCGUUGUUAUAAAUAUAUGUAGAUAGAUAUUAGACUCGUGUGUUCACAGGGUCGAGCCCUGUUGUGUGAAAUGUGUCUUUGCACAAAAUAAUGAAUGUAAUUCAAUGUAACGCCUGUACUUCAUGAAAGUAUUGAAAAUCAAGAAAAUUUGUGGAUUAUAUUAUAAUCUGAUUUAAAUUAUCCUGUAUAAGUGAAAAGUAUUGUAUAAAAAUUAUAGUAUCUGUGCUUAAGUUGCAAGUGUAAAUUAAAACGUUAACGAAAUUAUCGAGUGUACCAGAAUCGAUAUUUGACAUUACUUAUCGAUUUUGAGUGAUGUUAUUCUACAUCUUUGCCUGAAACGAGUUAUGUCUUUAUACGGUAUUACAGUGGUGUAAUCUAUCGAUAUCGAUAGAUUUAAUCGCAACUGAGACGUCACAACACUUGCUUAUCUUAAGUUUACGAACAAAUUUUAAAUAUUUAAAAAAUCAUAAUACUUAUUAGGAAAUGAAACAAUCGUAAUGAAUAUGCUGUUUUAUUCGAAAUAUAAACACAUGUCUGAUAGGUAUGCGAUUUGCGAAAAUAGUUAACGAAUUAAUGUAUAUUUUUUUUAUAUCUAUGCACGGUGCCGUAGUUAGGAAUGGCAAUGUUAUAUUAUCAGCGGCAUAAUUUGCCAACAUGUACAGGACUGGACAGAGGAGGCGGGGGAAGGGCGGCAAAGUUAACAUGUAUUUACCGUUUAAAAACGGUUUAACAUCACGUUUAGUGCGUAGUUAAAAAAUCUACGUGACAAACUACACUUUGGCGUCACAUUCUAGGUUGAAUAAGAAUAGAUUUGCUUAGAAUUAAAUUUAUUUGAACAGGCAUCAAGAGAGAUGCCGCAUUAUGGCUUUGGUGCCAAAUAUACUAUGGUUGCAUCCCUCCACAUUUUACCCAUGGUUACAUAUUAUCCCAUUGCCCUUGGUAAUUUGCCCAAACAAAAUAUAGAGUGAAAGCUACAGCACUGCCUCCGCCACUAAAAUGUUGGCAUUAAGAUAUUGACGAUUGAUUUUGUCGAUUGCAAGUUGCAAGUGACUUGUUGGUUGUAAAUUGUUCAAAUCGGCGACUGAUUAUCAACAUUUGUAUGUAGGAUAAUGCGUUAUGUAUGAAACAUUGUAAUGUGAAUUUUGUAAUCACUUUAGGUAGGUACUUUAAAGCACCUUUGGCGAUGUCCGAGUAAAUUUUAUAAUCGAAUUAUUUUGAAUACUGUUCUUAAUUUACUUAUGUAAUAAAAAAUAUUUAUUUUAAAUUUAAAGAGCGUAAUAAGUGCAUAAACACGCAUAAAAAAAUAAUGCGUCGAACAUAAAAACCACGGAGUGGUCGUUAAAUAGACAAUUUAUUUUCUAAGUGGUGGUUGAGAUUUACUCGGACACUUUGGAAUCGGGUCUAUGGGUUGUUUAUAUUUGAGAGCGAUUUACACGAAGUAAAUAAUAUAUUCAUUCUAGCGUCAUAUUGACAGGUAGUUUAAUAAAAAACAAACCGCAAAGUUGUAAUAACCCGAAAUGACGACUUUCCUAAAUUCAGAGUGAAUUGACUAAUCUUUAGUGCAGUCUGAAGAAAUAACAUUGAAUUAUUGGCCCUAAAUAAAUAAACAAAAAUUGCAGUUUUUUUUUGUGAAUUUUAAUUUAAAAAUCGCUCUCAGAUAUUGCCCAGUGCUUUGUAAUUGAUAAAUGAAUAAUUUCUCGUACUAGGAUGGGAUUGUUAAUCGCCUACAAUUCCUUCUAAGCUUAGCAUUUAUUCGAAUUAUUUAUAAAAUUAUUAUUAUUAUUAGGUUUAUAGCUAACAUAUUACAGUUAAUUUGUUUUAAUUAUGAUUCUUUAGGUAUGAACUUCUUAUAAUUCGUGAAUGGAUUUCCUUUAUUUAAUGUCGAUAGAACGUAUAAGUAUCGAACUCUUUAUUUCCUAUAUUUCUUAGGUGUCAAUAGAAAACCUUAUUAUAAGAAGUUGGUACCUUCAAAAUUAUCUUCAAUAUUAUGUGUAAUAAAUAUUAUAUUUUUUUAAGUUAUUAAUUAUUUUAUCGUAACUUCGUCACAUUUUAUUCCCAUAUUCUAGAACAUUUAGACAAUUUUGUAUUUGUAAUAAUUUAGUAGCAUUUCUAUAGUAUUAAUUUAUAAAUUAUAUUUUUGUGUCAGGACCGGGUUUUAUUAAAAUCGCUAUUUUGUAUAUUUUUGAAAAAUUACUUUGACAUAGAACUGAAGUAAAUUGAUAUCGAUAACAUUAUUAGUCACUAUUUGAAAUAGUUUCAAAUCAUAAUAUAUAACCGUAUCUAUAACUUAAUCAUAUAAAAUUAAACUUGUAACAUAAGCCCCUUUCUAUAAGCAAGUAAAUUUUCCAAAAUAAUAAUAUAUAAUUCCAUAUAAAUUAUUUCAAACACGAUAAAUGCCUUAUUCUUUACUUAUGCAAUUAAAAGAUUUUCAGUUAAGACCCUACUCAAUGCAAACGACCUUGAGCAUUCGUUCCAUUCAUUUACGGCGUACAAGUGACGGUUAUGUGCAAAAAUAUAUAAAUAUUUUCUGCAAUAAAAUAUUUUAGGUCUUUUAAAUAAAUUUAAACUUCUAAAAGUUUCCUUAUUGAAUUGUUUAUCUAAUAGUAUUGGUUGCAAAUUAAAAUGAUGUGUUGUUUGGUGGUAGAUUCACGGAAUCACCAAUUACAGUGGCAUUAUCAUUAUUAAAUUACACAAGCAAUAUGCAUAUUAUAAAAACAUCUAAACAACCGAAGUAAAGAUAACAUGCUGUAGAAAUAUUGUGUUUAAUUUUUUUAUCUAUAUAUAUCAUAAAAUUCUAUUAGAUAGCUUCUAAAAUAGCUAGCGCGACGUUUCGCUGGGAAUACCGCCUUAUAGAGACUUGUAAAACAAAAUAGCGAUUUUAAUAAAUUCUACAGUGAACUAAGUAUUGUGAGAUGUUAACGAGUGAUGAAUGAUUAUAUCACAUAUUAUAUGCCAUGUUUAUAAUAAAAAUAUUUUAAAAAUAUAUUGUAUGGAGAAUAUCAUUUGUCAUAGUAAUUAAUGUAAGUAAAUUUAAUGGGGUAUGUAAAAAUGCACAGAUUUGUCUGAUGAAUUGAUAUUAGAUGAUACAUUGGCAAUCCUAAAUUGAGAAUCCAUCUGUACCUAUUGUACUAACAUAAGGUAAGGUAUAGAUUUAUUAUGACUCGUAUUAAAUAAUUCAAAUUA